Messenger RNA from Scheffersomyces stipitis CBS 6054, 2805 nucleotides. RefSeq lists its product as uncharacterized. Lineage: Eukaryota; Fungi; Ascomycota; Pichiomycetes; Serinales; Debaryomycetaceae. The transcript has a single exon. Bases 1 to 2805 code for a protein of 934 amino acids. The record is from RefSeq and is a predicted model, not a curated record.
AUGGACUCCAACAAGUUGAACGACUCCAAGAGCGAAAGAGAGAGUAGCACCAAAGCCUCGGAAGGUACCACACCCAACAGCAGUCCCUUUCCACAGCUGCCUCCACGAACUCCACCUCCACCUUCGACUACAGGUUCUAGAACAUUAUCAGAUAGCGAGACGUCACCACCAUCGUCUUCAUCUUCACCGACUUCUCCAUUUCAGCUUCCCUCUUAUAUUCUCCGCAAUCUCACUCCCGUGAAAAAGUCCAAGUGCAAAAAAGACUAUGCUGAGCACCGCAGACGCAGAGCAAACCACAUUUCGAAAAAGAAGGAAAUGCUCAAGCACCGUUCGUUGUCUGUGAUAAAAAAAGUUCACGAUGUUAGAGAACAACGUCGUCAAGCUCUACAACAGCAGAUUGGCAAGUUGGAACUAGACUUGAAGCGGGCUACUUCUAGAAGACACCACUACCUCCAAACUGUGAAAGAAAGAGCAGGCAAUAGUUCAACUCUCGGAUUUCGAAUGUUGAAGCUACCAUCUUCUCUAUCAGAAGAAAACGAAAAUGAACAGGAACAGAAAGAGAAACACAAUGACGAUUCUUCUAGAAUUGUAGACUCCUACAGAAAUGUUCAGUACGACAUGUCCAUAGUGACGCUGAUCCAGAGGUUAGUAAAGACUGCUUUGUACAAACGUUAUCUUAACGUUCUUAAAGAGUCAGGAUUCUUGGAUUGUUUCACUCCGUUCGAGACAUCUAUUUCCUACGCUGAAGGUGUAAGACAACUUAAUAAACCUGAGUCUCGCUUGGUGCGAGCCUUCGUUUAUGUUCUUCAGUACUUACAGGUUCCAGAUCCACUUGGAACUACCCAGCCUUAUUCUGGAUUUCUCUAUGCUUUCAUUCUUCUUUCUGACUAUACAGACUGCAUUUCUGGACAAGCAGACCACCCUGGAUUUAACAGCAACUUGAGUGAUAGCUUCCACGACAAUUCACUAAACAAUUUCCUCUGGCUCCUUAUCUUCAAGCAUGCCAACGAAAUGAUCGAGAACUUCAAAACAGUAGUGGCACAUGGAACAUUAACUACAGAGUUUCUUGAAUCGUGGAAGAACUACUCGUUUCUCUUCAGUAUCUUCAAAUACAACCAUUUCUUCAAUUUGAUAUCUAUUCUCGAUAAGUCCAUUGAAGUCACCAACAAAAUGAUGGCUAUCACUGACGACGGGCUGGUGUCGAGAAAGAAAGCGGAUUUGGAAAAAGAACACAAAUUCCUCGAGAGAUUCCGUAACUCGACCCUGAAGAAGUUAUAUUGCCUGGAAGAAGUUGCUGACUUCCUUGGGAUGGUCGAAAAUGAGCUCAACCUGAUCUUGUACAGUCCUUUGAAUCAGGGAUAUCAUAAAGUACUUAGAGGAAAUAGAGUAUUCAGUUAUCACAACUUUUGGUUUUAUUUCCCAAGAGUUUAUGGUUUGGAGAAUAGUGAUUGGAGACAGUACUGGUUCUUGACUUUCAAAUCACAAAAAAGCACAAGACAGAUUCCAGAGAUGAUAAGAUCAGGCCAUGCUUCAUUAAAAUUGACUUCAAAGAAAACAAAGCUCAUUAGCAUUCAGGAUGUAUUGCAAGUGCUUGGAAAAGAAUCAUAUGAUUCUCAGUAUGAACUCAUGACUAACUCUUUUCUUUUGGGUAUGAGGAUGAAAAACGUCUAUGCUGAAUUGUAUAAGUUCUACAGAGCAUACUCAAAAGUCAAGAUGGACUCUUACCAUCCCAAUAAUAUUGGAUUGGUGAUCGAUAGUAUCUUCAUUCAAGACGGAAGAGCCUUGCUAGUACACUACUUCAAGUUGGUAAUGAAUAUGCUUAAGGAGCCUUGUCAGAAUUCAGAAUUAGUGAUUCUCUCGUCUAACUGUCUUGAUCUUCUAGAAAGAGAGGAAGAAGACUCUAUGGCAGAACUAGUUGAGGUGGUCAAAGAAUUCGAGAUAUCAGUGGCUAAUCUCUGGAUUAACCAAUGUAUCCCGAAAGACUUUGUCCAGUUCCAGAAGUUUGAAAACGCAUACAUUCUAACACACGCUGAAAACUUUUCCCGUGUACGUUCCGUCAUCUACACCAACUCACCUAACUUAUUCUUUCCUAACUUCUACAAGUUUUUGAAGUUAUACAAGGGCUACAAUCAGUUGAAGUUUCAAAAUCAUUUAAGGAUUCUUCAUGCUUGUUUUGAAGAUCCCAAACUUCUUGACUACGAAUACGACGCAGGUGCUUGUAAAUACUUUGUCACAGUUUUUACAGACUUGAUUGUGAACAAUCGAGAUGGACAAUUUUUUGAGCUCGACGAGUUGAACUCAUUGUUUAUCAAAAACAUUAAAGAACUUAACGGUAGAGUGAGACUGAUGCUUGUAGCUACUGCUUGUCUAGUUCUUUUAAUUUCAUACAGUACAAACAUGAGACUGUGCGGUAAUUUCGUCUCUUUCAAAGCUCACCCCAAGGAGAUGUUUAAUCUGAUCUUACUUCACUCAACCAGCCCUGCAGCCGCUAUAUCACAUGUCGAGACGGAAUUGAGAGGUUGGAUAUCAGAAGGCACCGAUUUGGUUAAUUUUAUUUCUUUCAGAGAGUUCUAUCUCAAGUCGAAUUGUUCUAUCGAAGACUUGUUGCUACAAAAAUUCAACAAAUUGGUGAAUCUGCUGGCAGAGGAAAACUUGAAUAUAUUACAGGGCAAUUUUAAGUAUUGCCAGGAUACGGCAACUACACUUUGGAAAGAUAUUGGGGAUAUGACUAUUUAUAUAUAUAGAUUAUACGGGCCGUUACUCAACUGGAUAUAUGGAGAUCUUGGACGGCCCAUGGACAAUUGA